Cutaneotrichosporon cavernicola is the source of this 1173-nucleotide messenger RNA. RefSeq lists its product as uncharacterized. Lineage: Eukaryota; Fungi; Basidiomycota; Tremellomycetes; Trichosporonales; Trichosporonaceae. The coding region runs from base 1 to 1173 and encodes 390 amino acids. The transcript has 3 exons. The record is from RefSeq and is a predicted model, not a curated record. Gene Ontology annotation, molecular function: protein binding.
AUGCCCGAGAUCAAGCUCCGCAACCAACCAUUCGACGUCGCCUUCUCGCCCAGUGCGAAUGUGCUCUGCGCGGCCCUCCUCACGGGCGAGAUCAAGGCGUGGAACUAUGACGACUCGACAGGCAAAACCAGCAAGGCGUGGAGUGUACGCCCGACGAAGCGGACCGCUCGUGCCCUCCACUUUUCGGGAGAUGGGACCGAGUUGUGGAUGGGCGGAAAGUCGGGGAUUGUUGCCCAGAUUGACGCGGAAACCGGCGCUGUCAAAUGGCACGACGAUGUGGCCCACGAGUCUCCCGUCAACAGGGUCUUCAGCAUCAACCCCCAACUAAUCGCCUCUGGCGACGACGAGGGCGUCAUCAAAUUCUGGGACGCGCGAAAGCCCUCUCCCAUUAGGCAAUAUACUCAACACUGGGACUACAUUUCCGACUUUACUUAUUUCGACGAUAAGCGGCUCCUCGUCUCGACGAGUGGGGAUGGACAUCUUUCGGCGAUUGAUAUUCGGCGCUCGAAAGCUGAGCCUCUGCACCAGAGUGCAGACCAGGAAGACGAGCUUCUCUCCAUCACCCAGAUCAAGGGCGGGGACAAGUUUGUCGUUGGCACGGGACUUGGCGUGUUGAGUAUUUGGGAUCGAGGCAAGGGGUGGGGGGAUAGCGUUGAUCGGAUGCUCGGGCAUCCGGCGAGCGUUGAUGCGGUUGUGGCGCUCAGCGAGGACAUUGUCGCUACGGGGAGCGAGGAUGGGAUGGUUAGGGUGAUCCAGAUCCAGCCUAAUACUUUCCUCGGCGUUAUUGCCACACACGACGAGUACCCUAUCGAACGCCUUGCCCUCGACCGGUCGAGCAAGUGGCUCGCAUCGGUUUCGCACGACGAGUGCAUCAAGCUCACGGAUUGCGAGGGCAUGUUCGAGGACGACAGCGAUGCCGAGGAUGUCGAGAUGGGCGAUGACACCGACGAGGGCGGAGCCGGGGACGCAGAAGAGACGAUGGACCAGGACCAGCACCAGGACAGCGACGACAACGACGACGACGACGAGUCAGCGCCCGCCGCACCCGUCGAUUGGGGAUCCGACAGCGACGACGACAUGCCCCAGCAGCCCAAAAGGAAGCAGCGCAAGGGGCAGCACAAGGUCGGCAAGGACCGUGUUCACGAGGACGCGGGCUUCUUCGACGACCUCUAA